Molecule: messenger RNA, 408 nt
Organism: Letharia columbiana
Lineage: Eukaryota; Fungi; Ascomycota; Lecanoromycetes; Lecanorales; Parmeliaceae
Exons: 2
Coding region: 1-408 (135 amino acids)
Source: RefSeq, a predicted model, not a curated record
AUGGCAUCGAAGCGCAAUUCGAGUCAUCGAACUUGGGACUCUGAUGUCCUUUGCAAGCUUGACUCAUCCACCACAAAGGUCAUGCGAUUAUCAAAUAUCGCCCUGGAUACCAAUCAGCAUCUCGUCAGCUGUAGCCGUAAAGUCACACUCGCGAAAUGGCCGACAACGCCACCACCGCUAUCAAACCAUUCAAGAUUGCCAUUACAGACAGUGAGCUGGACCUUCUCCAGCGCAAGUCGAGCUGACACGCUUACCCUCAAACGUCGCCGGCGAACAUGGGCUGAACAGAAUGGUGUCACUCUCACGGUGAUGGAAGAUACCAUCACUUACUGGCGCCAUCAUUACAGUUGGCGGGACGAGGAGGCCCGCUUGAAUAGAAUGGCUGGCCUGGCUCUUUUCAAGGAGUAA